AUGAAGAGGGUGUUGAGAUUCAUAAAAGGUACAAUUGAUCAUGGUGUGCUAAGGCCAAGAAAAAAGAAGAUCAGAACAGGUGUAGAGGUAUAUGGUUACAUUGAUUCAGAUUUUAGCAGAUAUCAAGAUGAAAAGAAGAGUAUUGCAGACUACAUAUUCAUGAUUAAAGGCGUUCCAAUCUCUUGGAGCUCAAGGAAGCAAAGUAUUGUGGCUUUGUCAUCAUGUGAAACUGAGUACAUGGCUGCAUCAUAUGCAACAUGUCAAGAAGCAUGGAUAGAGAUGUUGCUCGAAGAGCUCAAGAUCAUGGAACCUAUGAAAAUGAAGUUGUUUGUCGACAACAAGUCAACUGUUGAUCUAGCCAAUCAUCCUAUGUAUCAUGGUUGA
Molecule: messenger RNA, 384 nt
Organism: Vicia villosa (hairy vetch)
Lineage: Eukaryota; Viridiplantae; Streptophyta; Magnoliopsida; Fabales; Fabaceae
Product: secreted RxLR effector protein 161-like
Exons: 1
Coding region: 1-384 (127 amino acids)
Source: RefSeq, a predicted model, not a curated record